Messenger RNA from Wasmannia auropunctata (little fire ant), 2556 nucleotides. It is a transcript of the gene nst, whose product is annotated as phosphoacetylglucosamine mutase. The record is from RefSeq and is a predicted model, not a curated record. NCBI's taxonomy places the organism in Eukaryota, Metazoa, Arthropoda, Insecta, Hymenoptera, Formicidae. The transcript has 4 exons. Gene Ontology annotation, molecular function: phosphoacetylglucosamine mutase activity. Gene Ontology annotation, biological process: carbohydrate metabolic process; UDP-N-acetylglucosamine biosynthetic process. The coding region runs from base 426 to 2084 and encodes 552 amino acids.
CGUGCUACAUAGAGUGUAGCUCUGUGACACUCUGUCAGCUGAGUCAGCUGUGUGGAAAACGAGUUUUCAAAUCAAGGGUUAGACGGAAGGGUUAGCAUAUUCCAGCGAAUUAAGGAGCAACAAUGAGGAAAAAAAUCUGAAUAUUUAAAUAAUUGAUCGAAAGGAUUGGAAAGUUAAUGUUACAAGAAAAGAAGAGGGAAAAGUCAGUAAUGAAUAUCUUACUAUAACAUUGGAUGUAUAGACAAAAAUAUUUGUCACAUGUAACCUCCUCGAAGAGAGAUUGAAGACGCAAGUCCACCAUCCAGUGGAGCAACACGACAUAAUCUCUUCCCCCUCUUAAACGUCACCACAUUCACCACUCGCCAAUUUCGCCAUAUGGCUGUACGUGCAGUUCUUACGUGAAACUAUUGACGUGUAUCGACACAAUGAUUUCAAUUUACAACCUUAAUCCGCAGUACAGUCGGAAAUGCAAGGAAUUUAUCGAAUAUGGAACCGCUGGCUUUAGAGCAAACUCAGACAUCUUGGACCAUGUUAUAUACAGAAUGGGUAUGCUAGCUGUGUUACGAUCCAAAGUAAUGAAAGCCACCGUAGGUUUGAUGAUUACCGCGAGCCACAACUUGGAGCCCGACAACGGUGUCAAGCUUGUCGAUCCAGCUGGCGAGAUGCUCGAGGCUUCUUGGGAGAAGUACGCGACGCGUCUAGCUAACGCCGAGGACAGUGAUUUGGAAUCGCUGUUGAUGGAAAUAAGUCACAUAGAGUUACCUAGAAAUCCUAGGGAAGACCUAGGGAUAGAGGAGUAUAGGGGUGAGGUGAUAAUAGGAAAGGAUACUCGUGAAAGCAGCCCCAGGCUGGCUGAAGCUGCAAAAGAAGGGGUCCGUGCUUUGAACGGUCACUGUACAGUUUUACGUAUGGUCACAACUCCACAGCUGCACUUCAUCGUGGUGUGCAAAAACACUAACGGUGCCUAUGGCGAUCCUUCGAUAAUGGGCUACUUUUCGAAGCUGACAACGGUGUUCAAGAGCAUACGAGGCGCCGAGAUAAAUAACGGGAAGUACACGGGCGUGCUGCGGUUGGACGCCGCGAACGGCGUCGGCGCUUUCGCAGCGAUGGCAUUUCAGAAGGAACUGGACGGUGUGCUGGAUAUUAAGUUGUUUAACGCAAAUUUUGACGGAAGCAGGGACUUGAAUUACAUGUGCGGCGCGGACUUUGUCAAGGUGCAGCAGGCGUUGCCACGGAACGUCCCGUCUGAGGCAGGCGUCAGAUGCGUCAGCAUAGACGGGGACGCAGACAGAGUGGUGUACUUUUACGUGGACGAGGACGACAAGUUUCAUCUCUUGGACGGGGAUCGCAUAGCGACGCUGGUGGCCGAAUACUUCAAGGACCUGCUGGAAACGUGCGCCUUGGACCUGCACUUGGGCCUGGUGCAAACCGCGUACGCCAACGGCAGUUCAACCGAUUACAUCCGGGACGUGUUGAAGAUUCCAGUGGCGUGCGUGCCGACCGGCGUGAAGCAUCUGCACGAGAAAGCGAAGGAAUUCGACAUUGGGGUCUACUUUGAGGCAAACGGGCAUGGCACCGUCGUCUUCAGCAAAACCGCUAAGAAAUCCAUCGAGCAACAAGCCGCGGACUCGAGGAUCUCGGAUUCGCAAAGGAAGGCCGCCACAAAGCUGAGGGACGUAAUCGAUUUGAUAAACGAAACGGUCGGCGACGCGUUGAGCGACAUGCUGCUAGUCGAGACCAUACUACACGCCAAGGGCUGGGACAUUGUCGAGUGGGAGAAAAGUUACAACGACCUGCCGAAUAAGCAACUCAAAGUCCGAGUGAAGGACAGAGCUGUUAUAAAAACAUCGAAUGCGGAGAGAAAUUGCCUGACUCCCGAUGGUCUGCAAAAAGAGAUCGACAAGGCUGUCUCCAAAUAUCGAAGAGGUCGAUCUUUCAUUAGGCCUUCCGGGACCGAAGACAUCGUGCGGGUUUAUGCGGAAUGUGAGAACCCGUCGAACAUUGACGAACUAGCCGUGGAAGUAGCUUCGCUCGUGUACAAGUUCGCAGGCGGUGUCGGACCGCAACCCACUUUAUCAGGAUAAGAUUAACAUCGGAGGUUAUAUGUAAGAUGCUCACUUAAAAAAGUCAUACUUGGCUCUAAUAACGAAGUCACUGUACUGAUUGUUUCAAUACUAUAAAGACUGUUAUAGAUAAAAUGUUUAAUAUAUCUCUUCGUACGUCAAACGUUUGUCAGCGUGGGCUAUCUUUUUUGCAUAUAUUCACAAAUAAUAUGGGACCUACAGUUUUAUAUACUAAUCUUCAAUCAAAAUGGUGGCAAAUGAUCAAAUCUGUUAUAAAUUUUGUAUUAUCAUAUUUAGAGCCAAAAGUACAUUAUGAAAAAUUAUAAAUAUUUCACAAUUCCUCGAAUCGCAUAUAGUCCAGCGCUAGUUUCAUAAGACAGGAUAAGAAAAAAAAAAUUUGCGUAUUAUAUGUAUAUACUUGAUGAGCUUUAAAGUCUGAAUGAGAUAAAAAUACAACAAACAGAUAAAAUAUAUUUUACUUUUAUAUCUAUUA